This is a messenger RNA of Colletotrichum costaricense, 543 nucleotides long. RefSeq lists its product as uncharacterized. Bases 1 to 543 code for a protein of 180 amino acids. The transcript has a single exon. The record is from RefSeq and is a predicted model, not a curated record. NCBI's taxonomy places the organism in Eukaryota, Fungi, Ascomycota, Sordariomycetes, Glomerellales, Glomerellaceae.
AUGUCUUCCACAGCAGUAUCAACAGGCACAGCCGCCGCCCCCUCUGCAACCUCGACCUGCACCGCAAGCCUCUACGACACCCCCGAACACGACCGCGUCUGCGCGAUGCCCUACGGCGGCAACCACACAGACAUCAUGUCCGCCUGCUGCAACGACGCAGACGUGGUCGCCUACUACGACAACUGCGGCCUCUACUGCCUCGCCCUAGACCAAUCCGUCAAAGACCUCCAGGACUGCCUCUUUGAGCAGGGCGCGGGCUACACCGAGGUCUUCUGCCGCGACAACGGCAACGUGAACGCCUCCGCCACGGCGACGGGCAACGUCGACCCGCCCGCUUCGGCGCAGGCGAGCGUCGUUGCGUCGGGCGGUUCCGGGUCGGGAAGCGGUUCUGCUUCGGCGAGCGGGAGCGGGAGCGGCUCGAGUUCUACUUCGUCGGCGAAUGCGGCGGCGGGGGUGCAUGUCCCUGCUGGGGUGAACACGCUUGGACUUACAAUUGGCGCUUUGCUUCUUUCUGCUGCGACGUUCGGCGCUCUUCAGAUCUAA